Messenger RNA from Salvelinus namaycush (lake trout), 5162 nucleotides. Its product is annotated as max-binding protein MNT-like. Gene Ontology annotation, molecular function: RNA polymerase II cis-regulatory region sequence-specific DNA binding; DNA-binding transcription factor activity, RNA polymerase II-specific; protein dimerization activity. The transcript has 6 exons. Bases 194 to 2083 code for a protein of 629 amino acids. The record is from RefSeq and is a predicted model, not a curated record. Lineage: Eukaryota; Metazoa; Chordata; Actinopteri; Salmoniformes; Salmonidae. Gene Ontology annotation, biological process: regulation of transcription by RNA polymerase II.
UACUAUACUCAGCGCCAUCUUGUUGCAACUCCUCUACGUAUGUGGAAGAGUUUCUACGAGGGGUAUCCGAUUACCUUUUUCUUCAAUUUUGCUGACUGAAAUACUGGAUCCUUACAUUGAAAAAUAAAGUGCAUAGCCUGUAACAUUCGCUUAAUUUUUGCUUGUAACAUUUUGUUUCCAAUACGUAGAAGAAAUGAGCAUCGAGACGCUUUUAGAAGCAGCCAAGUUUUUGGAAUUGCAAGCCCAGCAACAACAGAAGGCACGUGAGGAGAAUGAGCUGAGGGAGAAGCUUCGCCUCCAACAGCUGUCUGACCACACCCACAGGCGCAAUGAUGUCACUUCCUACUCCCCCAUCCAGAUUAACCAUGUGACCCGAGCAGAAGAGUCCUGCCCCCAUUCGGAGCGCCGCCCCGCCCCUGUCCCGCCCCCACUGCCACCCCCCUCCAUGCCCAUUACUGUCAUCCCUAUCCCCAUGAUGACCUCCAACCACACAGGUCUGCCCCCCACUGUCCCAACCCCCUCCUCCACCACCCUGUCCCCCCAGGCCGGGGCAGCACCCUACCUGGCCUCCCCCAGGAGGGACCCUCACUCCCCAGGGCACGACCACCAGGGACAGGGUGCACUUUUGGCUCUCUCUCCUCAGGUGAAGACAGACCACUCCCACCACUUGCCGUUGACCCAAUCUGGCAACCACAAGCAGAAUCACCACCAGCUUCCGCAGAUGGUUUCCUCCCAAUCUGGCAACCAUAAACUGCUGCAGAAGCAGCAGCAGUCACCCCAGCUGGUGCAGCCCUACCCUGGCUCCAUCGUCUCAGCCCCCCAGCUGCAUGCCUUACUCCCCCAGCCAGGGCCCCCCCAGACACCCCGUGGGGCCCAGACCAGUCCUUUUGGGGGCCGAGGCAGCCCCCCUGACCUGGAUGGGAAGAAGAGGCCUGGAGGGGCAGGGACAAGAGAAGUACAUAACAAGCUUGAGAAAAACAGACGGGCUCACCUGAAGGAGUGCUUUGAUACCCUGAAGAAAAACAUCCCCAAUGCAGAUGAGAAGAAGACCUCUAACCUCAGUGUCCUGAGGAGCGCCCUCCGAUAUAUACAGACGUUGAAGCGCAAGGAGAAGGAGUACGAGCAUGAGAUGGAGAGACUGGCGCGGGAGAAAAUCGCUACUCAGCAGCGAUUGGCUGAGCUGAAGAACGAGCUGAGCCAAUGGAUGAAUGUCAUGGAGAUCGACCGUGUUCUCAGACAGACGGUUCAACCAGAAGACGACCAGGCUUCUACCUCUACUGCCUCAGAGGGUGAAGACAUCAUGGAUGACGAUAUGGAUGAGGAGAAUGUUCCGGCAGCCUUACCCACCGUGCCUCAACAAGCCAUGCAACCCGAGUUGUACAAGACUGUGACCCCCACUCCCAUAACCCCCACCACCUCCAUCCUCACCCAACACAUCUCCAGCCAACACAAGGCCCAAACGUACCCCCACCCGCUGUCACCCCUGGCUGUCUCGGCUACAUUCUCCACCCCAGCAUCCAACAUCACCACCACCCCUAUCCAGGCCAUCCUAUCGUCUCACACACACAUCGUAAACUCCCCUAGCACCCUCUUCCCGGCUCACACACACAUGGUGACCGCCCACGCUCAUACUCACAUGGUAAAGGCCCCCAGCCUCCAGCCCACGGUCAUUGCCCAUGCCUCGGCUUCCCACGCCUCUGUCAUCCAGGCCGUCAACCACGUCAUCCAGGCUUCAUCUGGAGGAGCCAAGCACAUCACCCAUCUAGCUCCCUCCUCAGCCCCAGGGCACCACUACCAGCCCAUCGGAGACAUCCCCAUCCACCCUGUUACCCACCUGGGCCAGCACCAUCUACCCACCAUCUACCCCCAGUCCGUUGCUGUCACCCAGUCAGCCAUGGUGGGCCACAUCACCCAUACUCUCGCCCAGGUCAAUGGUACUGCCCCCAACCAGGGCACAACCACCAUCAUGGGAAAGCAGGCGGCAGUUGGUGCCCAGGUGGUGACACAUCACCAACAGCUGCUGAACCCUGUAACUAUGGUGACCAUGCCUUCAUUCCCCGUUAGCACUCUGAAGCUAGCCUGAUCUCUGAACCAGGCCAGAGCCAUCCUGAAGCUAGCCUGAGAACCAAGCUAAAUGAACAGGCCACACCCACCCUGAGGUGGCCAGAGUCAGGCUGAAGUCGGAGACAGACCUCCAGAUCUGGAGACCAUCGGCCUCAGAGCAGACCAGCCGGACAGGAACCAGCCCAGACUCAGAGCCCCGGGCAACUGAAGCAGGCCCAGAGUGAGGCAGGCACCAGGACUACUGUACUGACAAACAAAUGUAAAAGUCUUCAUACUGGACGCAAGUCCUCAUAUUCACUGAUGAUUCACAAACUGCAUUAUUAACUAACCUGAUGCAUUACAGCUGUCAAUAAGAAGUAACUCAGAACAUUCCAAGAAGAAACUAUAAAAAUGUAAUUAAAAAAAAAUAUAUCUUUAUAAUGGUUAUGAGAGGUGAAAGACAGCCAAUGUUGUUGGGCUGAGUAUGAUGUCCAGGAGGGUAAUGUUGAUGGAGUGUGAUAUUGUAUAGGAUGCAGUGUAGAAAAUCACAUGGAGACAUUCUCUGUCUGGCCUCCUCCGUGUUCAUAUCUACAGAAGCAAAACAGUAGCUAAUAGUGAGAGAAGGACGUCAUCCAAUGUCGAAGGCAGUCAGACCUGCAUAUUUUCAUUCAAGACCGGUUUUUAUAUUUCUGGUAUAGGGUCAUGUAUUCCACAGCCAAGAGUAUUUACAAACCACACUACUAAUGACUGUGGUGGUGCCACUAUUUGCUAUUAUGAAAGCACCAAGGUUUUAGAUUUAACUGAAGUCUACCACUGCUAUCAGAGGCCAGGGCCUGUAUUCACAAAUCACCUGAAUAGUUGUGCUGAUCUAGGAUCUGCCCGUAUAAUCUCAUUCAUUAUGAUUUUAGUCUAAACUGAUACUAAAUAAGCACUCCUACUCUGAGACACUUUGUGGAUACGGGCCUUGAUGUGACCAGAAGGCAAAGCAUCCAAUUUCAGACCGCUGAAUUGGGGUCAGAGAGACUGGCUCUCUGGCUGUGUGAUUGGUAGGUGUUGGCACGUCAGCGUCAGCAUGGGAUCAGUGUGUGUGUGUGUGUGUGUGUGUGUGCUAACAACUAAGCGCCAUAAAGGAGCACAUUGAGGACAUGAUUGCUGGGACCUCCCCUUCCCACUACCCAGGCACAUGGCUGUGAAGUGAAACCUAAAACACGGCCUGGCCGUUCUUCUCCCACAGCAGCGCUGUCAUAUUACUGCAUGUACCACAGGCUUCCCCUGCUGGUGGUAAACCACAACUGCAUGUAAAAUGAGAUUGAUUGAAUGGUCAUUGAGUGUACUAGUUUGUAAUAACAUAUGUGUGUGUGUCCCAGGCAGGAAUCAAACCCAAAUGCUGGCAUUACCAGUUCCACCAUGCACAUCUGAACCAGGUGAUGUAAAGUAUAACUGUGAGGACUUUUUACAAAACUGAACAACCACUCAGUUUAGCACAGGAGUAAAACUACAAUACUCAAGUGGCUACAUAUUACCACGAUUUAAUAUAUAUUUUUUACUAAUGGCAGAGCAGGAGCCAUAGCAGGCACAAUCACUGUAAAUUGUUCCUGUAGUAUCUAUGUAUGUGUAAUAAAGUAGCUAUAUAGUGAGGCAUAUCUUGUUUGUGUUGCAGCAGUGAUCUUAACUAAGGCCUUCGGCAGUGUCAUGGUAGAGCAUUGAAGUGAAUGUGGCAGUUUGGGGUUAAACGGCAUGGUCGGGCAGUCACCUACGCCAUUUUAUCCUCUUUCCACCACCCAUAUGAAUUAUCUGGUAUAUCAACUCUUAUCUAGAUUCUCAUGUUAGCCGUCCACUGCACUAUUACACGACCUGUGUAGCUGAGAUUCAACUUUUAACUUCUAGCACUUUGCUAUGCUACUUAAUAACCCCAAUUAAAGCAAAACUGGUUUACAACUGUACAUAGCACUCGCAAAAACAGCACGUGACUGUGUCCCUCUUCACUUAAUCUGAAUGUUUUUGUGUGUGUGUCUUUGGAAGAAUGGACAUGGUAGUCAUAACAUUAAAAAAUAUAUAUUUGAUCAAUCUUUGUGUGGAAUGGGAAUGGAACAGUAUUUAUGUACACAUUCAAUAAUGGAUUUAGUGUAUUUUAAAGAUUUGCCUGUUUUUGCAUGUAGAUUGUUGAUUUUGGUUCAUAUGUAGAUUUUUAUGCCAGCUGUUUUCUGAGACCAUGUACAGUACUGUAUACCGCGGGAGAGCUUUCAGAGCUCUUUCCACAACGUUUGUGUUUUCCCUAUGGAGAAAGUGGAAGUUCUAUAUUGCCUGUACAUUUUGGGCUGCGUUUAGAUCUAAUUGUCCAUUAUGUAAAAAGAGAAUUUAAAUGCAUAAGUGGAAAAUUCUUAAGAUAGUUAAUAAAUCUUAUUACAUUUAUAACUUCUUGCUUUGGUCAAUUUAUUUGAUCUACAUUUUUAGGGUGUGUGUAGGCUCACUUAGCAACACCCUAUCGCAAUACAAAGUAGGACUAGUAGAACAUGGCUAGAAUGGAGAGCCAAGAUGUUACUUCCUUUAUUAUUGUAUUACAAUUCAUUGCAUCCUUUCUCUUCCUCUGACUUUAUAAAGUGCUGGAUUCAAUCCGAGCGAGCUUUGUCCACAAUGCACUUUUUCAGAGCCCACAUUCGCGGUAAACACUGCAUAUGUCGGCUCAAUGGGAAAAUGCCUUUAUUGGAGCGUUGCCAAUCUGCGCUCAGAUUGAAUCCUGGCCAAAGUUAUUUAUUACAUAAAUAUAUUCAGAAAGUAGUAUGACAACAUUCUUAUAAAACAAACAAAAUCUUAUUUCCUACUUUUGUUCUAGUGUGUGAUUUUGGACUGGGUCUGUAGGUGAAUCUCUAAGCUUUUGAUGGAUGAGGAUAGAACAGGUAAAUUGAACAAAUAUAAAUCAGGGUCCAAUGUUGCUUACAAAGAGAAUGUGAAAUAAAAAUAUUUUAUUCUGAUUAUUUCAAUACAUUUUGUAUACAUACACUGGCACUCAUGAUACUAAUAAUCCAAACAAAUGUAUAUUUUUAUGUCUCAUGACUUGUUCCUUGUGAAUGAACUGACAUUUGUACCUGAGGAAAAUAAAUACAUAUGCACAACUAUUC